This is a messenger RNA of Rotaria sp. Silwood1, 579 nucleotides long. NCBI's taxonomy places the organism in Eukaryota, Metazoa, Rotifera, Eurotatoria, Philodinida, Philodinidae. The record is from the annotation of a GenBank genome assembly.
AUGUUUGAAAUUGAAGGUGAUGAUGAAGAUAGUUCAUCAGUAGAAGAUAGUCAACGAUCGGCCAUGGCUGAGAGAAGUAUGGAUUCACGUUCUUAUUCAGGAGCAUGUGCAUCAAGUCCUUGUGAACAUGGUGGUAUUUGUACUCCAAGAGGACAAAGGCUCUUUGAUUGUAAAUGUGUUGGUCCAUGGCGAGGUGUCUAUUGUGGCAUUGCUGAUGCAUGUUAUCGUUCGUCAUGUCAAAAUGGAGGUACAUGUAUGAAUGUAAUUGAUGAUUAUUGGUGUAAAUGUCGAAGUGAAUAUUAUGGAAAAAAUUGUGAAUCAAGAUUCUCUAAUCCUGGUGGUACGGUGAAUAACUGUCGACCAAAUAUUUGUAAUACUGGUCGAUGUGUUUCUCUCAAAACAACUUACUAUUGUCAAUGUCCAGAUGAUCGUUAUGGUGAACAUUGUGAAAAACGUUUCAGUCAUUUUAAGCGAGGGUCUUCUGAUCAAAAAUCGCUUUACGAAUUAUUAAAUCAAGCUAAACGAGAUAUGAAUGAUCAAGUUCUUACUGAUGACAAUGAGGAUGACGACAAAAAAUAG